This is a messenger RNA of Hyaloperonospora brassicae, 894 nucleotides long. Lineage: Eukaryota; Oomycota; Peronosporomycetes; Peronosporales; Peronosporaceae. The record is from the annotation of a GenBank genome assembly.
AUGAAGGCCGUUACGUCUUUGCCCAUUGCUGCCGUCUUGACCUUUGCCGUUGUGCACGCUGGCAACUGCAACACUGCGUCCAUGUCGACCUUGUUGACGUCUAGCGACGUCGCGACGUGUGCCAGCGGCUCAGGGUACUCUCCGUCCUCGCUCAGGACUCCGACCCCCGCAGAACUAGAGACCAUGUGCUCGGACGUCGCGUGCCAGACCAUGUUGUCCUUAAUGACCGCCAUGUUCCCGGAGGAGUGUACGCAUAACACGUUUGCGCUUCACGCUGGACUUAUCACACCCGUUACGACGCACUGCUUGGGUAGCUCCAACUCGAGCGCACUCAUUGUCGCUCCGACCGACACGGACUUGUUGGCGUCAUCGGCGUCCACUACUACUUCUCGGACGCUGGACGACGUCACGUCCGAGUCGAACUUGACUGAAGCGACUGCAUCUUUGCUCGAGUUGGGUGCCGAGUUGACGCUACCCAGUGGCUCUUCCGGCGACUCGGUAUCCGCGGGCAACUUCAGUGACGCGACGUCGUUGAUCAGCUACAACGACUCGACGUCGUUGAUCAGCUACAACGACUCGACGUCGUUGACCCCAUUUGAUGGCUCAAUGUCCUCGGACAAGUACAACGACUCGACAGCUUCGACCGACUUGGACGAAGACGUGACGGUAGACGCCUCUGACUCGGGCAGUAGGGACCUGUCCAGUACGACUGCGCCUCCGUCUUCCGACUACGACUCUGUCUUGCCGAUUGAAAAAGGAGGUGCGCCGAGUGACUCGGACCCGGUGGACCAUAGUAAUGUCCCGGACGCCGCUAGCCGCAGCGCUGCUGGGACACUCUCGUCGGCCUCGUUGCUGGGAUCAGCUGUCGUCGCUACAUUUGCGCUCUUCCUGUAG